Molecule: messenger RNA, 5689 nt
Organism: Brassica rapa (field mustard)
Lineage: Eukaryota; Viridiplantae; Streptophyta; Magnoliopsida; Brassicales; Brassicaceae
Product: putative cysteine-rich receptor-like protein kinase 20
Biological process (GO): defense response to bacterium; protein phosphorylation
Cellular component (GO): plasma membrane
Molecular function (GO): protein serine/threonine kinase activity; ATP binding
Source: RefSeq, a predicted model, not a curated record
UUACCCCCAAACCCCCUUUUCACUAGCCAACAAUGGGCUUUAUAUAAUUAAACCUCAAUAAAGAGUGAAAGGAACCUAUGAUUGAUUUUGGCUCUGACUGCUUACAAGAACGGGAAUGGACAAGAGAUCUAAGAGCAUUUUUAACGGGAUAGCUUAGGAAGAGAGUGCUUAGAAAAAAAUAGUUUAAUAGUCGGUGGGCUCCACCCAAAAAGUAACAGCCGAUGCUUGAUGCUUCCAGAUAAGCGUCGAAUUAUGUGGGUUGUUUGUACUGUUUGCGGGUCCGAUUGAUACGUGGCGGUCUGCGACUGGUGAGUUUUUUUAAUUUUUUUUUAAUCAGAGAAAAAAAAUAAAAAAAAUAAGCACCCCAAAUGGGUUUUUAAUCAGAUGCUCUAAAACCAUCAUUAUUGGUAAAACCGUUCAUGGGUUUUUAGGCAAAAAAAAAUUUUUGUCUGAAAAAAAAAUUAAAAAAAAAAUAAAAAACGAACCAAUUGUAGACCACAUAUGUCGGUGGGGUCCGCGAACAGUACAAAAAACCCUCCACAAUCAUUUCUUAAUUCAUGCCUUUUAGGAUCGGUUUUUACAAGAAAAGUGGAACCAACCAUCUAAGAAAUCCACCAAGGACUCCCGUUAAUUAUGCCCUAAGGAUCGUCAACCAAUUCUACUAUUCAGUUAUUUCGUGCCUGAGACAUAAGUGAUAUAAUGCUCUUAUUUUCUUUGGAAACAUGCGUGUAGUACGCCCAACAGAAUGAUCAACCAGUUUGUAUCUAAGACACUAAAUCUUUUAGUAUUUUCGACAAAUGAACGUUAAUAGAAUUUUAGUCUAAAGUUUCUUUUGAUAAGCAAUUAGUUCAAGGUUUUAGAAUGGAUCCAUACUGCUGAUACAUGAAAGGUUUAUCUCUAAUGUGUCUGUAUCGAUGCCCAUUAAAGAAAAUUUAUGACAAAUACGCUAAAAAGUAAUAAUAUUUUGGAUUGAAAUAAAGACUCAAAUCGUUUUCACUCUAGGAUUUUCUGCACAGCUAAAGCUCCGUUUCAUGCCCGCUCCUUUCGGUAUCCUUAAUUACUAAUUAGACUACUCUAAAUCGAUGACAAGUCCUUUGAUGCUAAUUUUCCAAGACUAUUCAAUAUCGGAUUGUAAAAUUUAGAAAAGUUAAGUAUUUGACUAGAAUAUCAAAAUUGUAUUAUUUGACCUAUAAUAAUCGCUUGACGUUGACGUUGGUUGACGUUGACGGUGAAGUAGACAUUUUACAUUACUCCCUCUGUUUCUUAUUACUUGAUGUUUUACUCAAAUGCACAAAUAUUAAGAAAAACUACUUUUUAUCAAAAUCAUCACUAAAUUAUAAUAUAAAAUUAGUUUAUUUAAUUAUAAAUAAAAACUAAAAAAAUCCAAUUGGUUACACAGUUUUUAAUAAAGUUAAAAUUACAUAGAUUUGUGCAAACUUCAUCUAUUAUGAAACAACAAAACUUCUCUAAAACAUCAAGUAUAUUGAAACGGAGGGAGUAUAUCAUAUAGAUAUUCACAUGAUGAAAAACACAAAUCAAGAAACUCCAGUUAUGUCUUCUUCCACUUUCGUCUUCCUUUUCCUUUUAUCCUUUCUCACUAGCUUCAGAGCCUGUGCUCAAAAUCCUACUUACGUAUACCGUAUCUGUCCUAAUACCACAACUUUCUCAAGAAACAGCACUUACUUGGCCAAUCUCAGAACCCUUUUGUCUUCUCUCUCUUCUCCCAACGCUUCCUACGCCACCGGAUUCCAGAACGCCACCGUCGGGCAACCUCCCGACAGAGUCACCGGACUUUACCUCUGCCGCGGAGAUGUCACGCCGGAAGUUUGCCGUAGAUGCGUCGCCUUUGCCGUCAACGAAACCUUUACUCAGUGUCCGAACGCGAGAGAGGUGACGCUCUAUUACGAAGAGUGUAUGCUCAGAUACUCUAACGGGAAUAUACUCUCGACCCUGAACGCCAAUGGAGAAUUUAGCAUGGAAAACACCCAGAGUAUUACAUCGAACCUAGUUCGGUUCACAGAAUUGGUCUUGUCCACGAUGAACCAAGCAGCCACCGUGGCAUCCAACAGUUCUCGGAAGUUCGAUACUGUAAAUGCUUUCACUGAUUUUCAGACUUUGCACGGACUGGUUCAGUGCACUCCUGAUCUGACGAACCAAGACUGUUUGGACUGUCUAAGCCGGAUCAUCAAUCAGUUGCCCACUGACAGAAUCGGGGGAAGAGUUAUGGUGCCGAGCUGUUUUUCGAGGUUCGAGCUUUACCUGUUUUACAAUGAAGCCGCCGCCGAUCGAACACCUCAACCUCAGCUCAAUUCAGCUCCUCCUCCACCACCGCCAAUUUCAAUUCCUUCACCACGGCCGGGAGAAAGCGGAAACUCCACUGUCAUAGUCAUCGCUGUUGUUGUUCCAACCACUGUUAUUUUUCUGCUUCUCGUAGCUGUUUUAAUUUUUCGGGCAAAGAGAAAAACGACAGCUUAUGAAACUGAACCACUAGCUGAUGGCGACGAUAUCGCAACUGCAGGCUCACUUCAGUUUGAUUUUAAAGCAAUCGAGGCAGCAACCGAUAAGUUUUCCCAAGAAAACAAACUCGGCCAAGGUGGUUUUGGCCAAGUCUAUAAGGAUAGAAACAAGAUGGGAGAUUCAGUACCUCUAAAACUAGCACUGCCAGAGCUGAAGUAUCCUAUUGGUUCACAGCCAAAAGAAAAGUCAGCAAUCAACCAAUACUCUGGUUCAGAUUAUAUCUCUAUUGUCAAAAGCAUCCUAAAACCAGAUGAGAUGAUAAGAGUCCGAGGAUCAUUUCUGGGACCUGUAAUGAAGCUCAGUGAGAGAGGAUUGAAGUUAUCAGCAAAGAUAGUCUACGCCAUUCUCACUAGAAGCAUCGUUUCUGUCAAGGAGAAUGAAGCCUGGUUCCAUUUCGGUGCGCAGCCAAUGAGGUUCUCUAUAAGAGAAUUUCAUAUGAUGACAGGCUUGAAAUGUAGUGGUGCAUUAGAAGGACCACGAAGGGAAACCGAGAGAUUUAAUUGGGAAUUGCUAAAGGGGCGUAGUCAUAAGUUAAGUGACGUGGUGGACCAGCUCAGAAACACAAGAGAAGAUGCUUCUGAGGAGAGAAUAUGCCUCGCAAUGCUCAUCCUGGUAGAGAGCAUAUUAUUGCGGAAGAGCAAAGGAGGGAGUUUUCCUUUGGAAUAUGCGAAAAAUGCACAGGAUAUGACAUAUCCAUGGGGAAAAGAGGCUUACAUUGUGCUCCUGAAGUCAAUUCAAAACGCUGUCGCGAAUCAUUUGGAGAAUAAAUCCAAAUUUGAGUUGCAAGGUUAUCCUCUAGUAUUCCUUCUUUGGAUACUAGAGUCGAUUCCUUUGCUAAGGAAUAAGUUCAGUAAGUGUGUACCAACAGUUGAGGUUCCUGGGCCGACUUACUUGUGUGAAAAAUACACUGAGAUAGAGAAUCCAUCACUUGAUAGGGUUUUACAGGUUGAAGCUGAUACAAAGCUGAAGGUCCAUUGCAUACUACCUUCUAUUCCUCAUGAUCCAGAAGAUGAUAUCUCCAUUGAAGACAAAUAUAGUGACGAGUUGGAAACAGUGAAAGAUGUAACAAAGAAAGGGUACAAGAUUACAGCCGAUGACUGGGAAAAUAGGUGUGUAGACACAUUUGACACAUUGGAUGCUCUUAUUCAAAUGAUGGCAAAUAAGGAGACUGGCCAAGCUUCUACUCCGAUUGAUGAGGAUUCAGUAAAUGAAAAAGUGAACAGGAUCAUCACGGUAAUGGAGGAGAAUCUGAAGAGCAUGAAGGAUCGAAUGUCAUUACUGGAAGAAGAAAACAUACAUCUUAGAGCUCGUGUGUCAGAGUUGGAAGGAAACAGCAAUGUUUUUCCCACUAACGUGACACAAAAGCGAUCCAGUGGGACACCUUUAUCUCCAAUGUCUCACACGCAACCAUCCAGUGGGACACCUUUAUCUCCAAUGUCUCACACGCAACCAUCGAGUGAGACACCUUUAUCUCCAAUGUCUCAACAGCCUAAUUUGACACAUGAGGUAUGUAACCAAUAAAUAUUGUUGAGUUUUGAAGUAAUAUUUGGAAAGCUUUUGUACUUCUUGAAUGCAUUCCUGAUUUUUGCAGGAGACAAUGAUUGAAUCAGCUGCAUCUCCAAAGUCUCAACAAAAUGAGGUAUAUGCUCAAAAAUUUUUAAGAAAAUAUUUGGAAAUUCUUGUACAAAAUCCUGAAUGCCUUCCUGAUUUUUGCAGGAUUACACGCAAUCAUCGAGUGAGACGCCUUUAUCUCCAAUGUCUCAACAGCCUAAUUUGACAAAUGAGGUAUGUAACCAAUAAAAUAUUGUUGAGUUUUGAAGUAAUAUUUGGAAGCUUUUGUACAUAUUCUAGAAUGCAUUCUUGAUUUUUGCAGGACACAAUGAAUGAAUCAGAUGAUGAAACUCCUGCCCUUGAUACUCAAGUAUUCUCUCCUAAUCUGACAAAAGAGGUAUAUGCUCAAUGAUAUUGUUUUCACAGUUGGAGUUUACAAAUUAGUUUUGGGUGAUUUUUUUUUACAUAUAAAGGCUUUUCUGAUUUUUGACAGAAAGAAACAGAAACGUCUACCGGUGAGAGGCCAUCCAAUCCUAAUCAAGAUGGAAAACCAGAUGAUGAGGUAAUAUUUAUUCUAGAAAUUAUAGUUGAAUGUAUUCAUGAUGGCCAUUCCUGAUAUUUUUUUGCAGAUUGUGAGAGAGAAAUUAACAAGUGAGUCACCUGCUAGUCAGAGUCAAGUUUUGCAGAAAGAAACAGUAGAAAUGAAUGAGACACCUUCUUCUCCAAUAGCUCCAAAGAGUAUUGAAACUCCCGUUUAUACUCCAAGUCAGACUCAGCAGGUACAUGGUCAAAAAAAAUCUUGGAUUUUUAAGUUAAUGUUUGGAAGCUUUAGAACGUACUCUGGAUUGACUUCGUGAUAAUUUUUACAGAUUGAGAGAGAGCCAUCGGAUGACACGCCUGCCCUUGAUACUCAAGUUUUUACUCCUAAUCUGACAAAAGAGGUAUAUGCUCAAUGACAGUUGGAGUUUACAAUUAGUUUUGGGUGAUUUACAUAUAUAGACCUUUCUAAUUUUUGGCAGAGGGAAACACAAACCUCUACUGAUGAAACGCCACCCAAAACUAAUCAAGGAGAAGGAAAACCAGAUGAUGAGGUAAUAUUUACUCUAGAAAUUAUAAUUGAAUGUAUUCAUGAUGGCCUUUCCUGAUAUUUUUUGCAGAUUGUGAUUGAGUCACCUGCUGCUCAGACUCAAGUUUUGCAAAAAGAAACACUGGAAAUGAAUGAGACACCUUCUUCUCCAAUAUCUCCAAAGAGUAUUGAGGCUCAAGUUUUUACUCCAAUUCAGAAACAGCAGGUAAAUGUUCAAAAAAUCUUGGAGAUUUCAAGUAAUGUUUGAAAGCUUUUGUACGUGUUUUUGAUCCCCUACCUGACUUUUUUUUGUUUUUUUUGCAGACGGUAACAGAGGAAACGUAUGAGGCUACACAGCCAUUGACUGAGAUCAUUUCAGCAAACAAUAAAAAGGUAAGCAUAGAAAUGUCUUUCAUAAGUACAACUUGAAUUUUAAAUUGUAGAAACUUCUUCAUAACUACCUCUUUUAUUUUACUGUUAUUACAGGAGGAUACACAUGCUGUGCAUUACAGACCUUCCUCUCCAUUGUCUUCACUAAUUGCACUAGUUAUUGAA